AUGAAUCAUUCAUUACAUGCAUUAAAAGACACUUUAUCAUUAAAUGAAGGUCAACCAUUAAUUCGACCCAUUACUGAAGUUGCUACAUUAAUGAAAGAAAAUAUUCAACCUGCUAAAAAUCACUUGUAUUUAUUAAUAAAUACGAGUAAGAAUAUGGGCGAAACUUCACGCAAUCGAUCAUGUAUGAGCAUCUUCAAACCUCAAAAUGGAUAUCCAAUUGAACGAAAAGUAACCGAUGCUUCAGGUCGUUUAGGUUCACUUUAUGAUGCUUCCACAGAUAAUUUAGUUGAUCGACAUUCUUCUCGAAGAAUUAAAAUAAAAACACCACGUCAACGUUCUAUGUGUCGAUUGUUUUCAGGUGAUCAAUCAAGAGAACUCAGUAGUUUUCUAAGAAAUAUCGAUUUUGAUUCUGCACUUCGACAAAGUAUUACUCUUCAAAUGGUUAUACCAUCAGGCGUUGGCCGUCUUAUUGAAUAUAAUCAACCUAUUAAUGAUAAAACUCGUUUUCUAUAUUAUGCUUAUAAUGGUCGAAAAGAAAAAUUAAAUGUUAAAGCUCGAAAAGCUGAUCGAGUUGUUGGAGCACCAAUAAAUUCAACGGAAGCAACUCAUAUGAUAACGAAAAUUUUAUGGGGUAUUGAAAUUUUAUGUGUUAUACAAAUUCCAAAUAAUCAAUCUGUUAAUGUAAUUGAUCAAUUACUUAAUAAUAUUUGUCAUCAACUUAAAAAUAAUCAAAUUCCAAUUCGACUUAGUGAUGCUGAUAGACGUCUUAUUAAUCAAUUGACUACUGUCACUAUAUUUGGAUCUGAAACAUGUAUCGAUCCAUCGAAUACAUCAAUAUUAGCUGUUCUUAAUAGAAUACAACAUUGGCAAACAAAUACAAAUUUUCAUCAACCACUUUUAUAUACGAUGCAACCAUUAAGAUGGCUUUAUAAUAGUCCACAAUUUUCAAAUCCAUGUUCCUUACCCAAUCCAACUGAUCCUCAUAUUGCACGUAUUGAAAUGAUAAUUAAUCGUAUAAAAAAUCAGAUAAAAGAUCUUUCAACAAUGAUUCAUAAUUUUCCAACAAAUUUUUCAAGUCCAACACUUGAUCAACGUUUAAAAGAUGUUCAACAACGAUAUCGUUUUUUAUUAGAUUCACAAGAUAAUCUUCAAGAACGUCUUCGAAGAGCACUUCCAGAUGUUCGUCGACAACGCGUUAAAUUAACAGUAUUAGAUAAUAUUAUUGCAGAUCAAUGUUAUGAAUGUUUACGUAAAAUUGAAAUAGAUAAAUUUCGAACUAAUGUUGAACGAUUAUUUAAUAAAUCGAUAUUAAUUAAAAAAUUAAAAAAUAAUCUUAUUGAAUAUAUCAAUGCAUUUGAUAUACGUUCUAAUCAAACAGUACCAACAACAAUUAAGGAUAUUGAUAGUAUACUUAAACAACUUUAUUCUAAUGGACAUGUUCCUAUCAUUUUUUGGUAUUCAAGUGAUCGUUUAGAACGUAUACAACAUGAUAGAUGGGAAGAAAUUUAUCAAGAAUUAAUUUCAGAACGUCAACAAACAACACAACGAAUAAGUUUAAUCUAUGUUGAUUUCACUUAUUUUGAACAAAGAUUAGAAAGUUCUUGGAUUGUACGAAUACCAUUGACAGGAACACCUGAAACUCAUAUUGAUCCAAUACCAGAUAUAGAACAUCAGCCAUCACUUACUAAACGAUCUCCAUCACCUACAAAAAAUAGAUCAAAAUCGGCACCUUUACAAACAACAAUACAGUCUCCACCUCCCAUAAUACCACCUAGAUCUCAAACACCAACAUUUGUACCUUCAACACCAUUAUCUAGACCUCUAACACCACCAUCGAUAAUUCCAACACCACCACCUAGAUCUCGAUCACCGAUCGACAUUAACGUACUACUCUUAGGAGAAACAGGUGUUGGAAAAUCUACAUUUAUUAAUGCAUUUGUUAACUAUUUAAAAUUUGAUAAUCUUCAACAAGCUGAACGUGGUGAACCAGUUGUAUUAAUUCCAGUUUCAUUUCUUAUAACAAUUGGUAAUCAAUUCGAAGAAUUUAUUGUUGAAUUUGGUAAAGCUGAUACAAAUGAAAAUUAUGAACAUGAAGGUCAAUCAGUAACACAACAAUGUAAAUCAUAUGUAUUUGAUUUAAAUGAUAGAUUACGUUUACGUUUAAUUGAUACACCUGGUAUUGGUGAUACACGAGGUAUUAAUCAAGAUAUUAAAAAUAUUGAUCAUAUAUUAAAUUAUAUUAAUAAUUUAUCUCAUUUAAAUGCUGUUUGUUUUUUACUUAAACCAAAUGAUUCACGUUUAAAUAUAUUUUUUCGUUCAUGUAUUAAACAAUUAUUAACUUAUUUAACACCAAUUGGUUAUAAAAAUAUUAUUUUUUGUUUUACAAAUUCUCGUGCAACAUUUUAUGCACCAGGUGAUACUGGUCCAUUACUUCGUAAAAUGCUUAAUGAUGAACAUCUUAAUGAUAUACCAUUUAAAAAAGAAAAUACAUUUUGUUUUGAUAGUGAAUCAUUUCGUUAUUUAGCUGCAAAAAAAUGUAAUAUUGAUUUUGAUGAUUAUCAAAAACAAGAAUAUAUUAGUAGUUGGAAUACAUCAGUUAAAGAAUCUAUACGUUUACUGAAUUUUAUUCAAACAUGUGAACCAUAUUAUUUAGAAGAAUGGAUAUCUCCAAGAAGAGUUACACUUGAUAUAUCUAUGCUUGCACGACCACUUAUGGAAACAUUACGUUUAAUAAUUUAUAAUUCAAAAAUAAAUGAAGCUAAAUUAAGUGCUAAUCAAAUGGCAUUAAACUCAAAUUCAGUUAAUAUUGAUAUGUGUACACAUUGUGCACAAAUUAAUGUUGUUGAUAUAGGUCCAUUUUGGUUAAUUCAAUAUAAACAACCUAUUUUAAAAACUGAUAAAAAUCAACAUUAUCGUUGUCCAAAAAAUGGAAGACAUUUUUCAAUUGAAUCUAUAGUAACAUAUGAAUUUGUUGCACAACCAGCAGGUCUUAAAAAUGAACGAUGGCAAAGUUCUUUUCGUAAUUUUCUAUAUAAAUGUGAUAGACUUCAUCAUUUCUUACGACAACAAGGACCAUCAGUUGAUGAUGAUCCAUUUUUACCUAUAAUUGAACGAUAUCUUGAUGAAGAACAAGAAAUUUCUCAGAUUUGUAAUAUAAAUUCAAAUAUGAAUACACGAGUACAUGAAGUAUUAAAUACAAUAAAAAAAAUUCGUCAAGAAAAUAGUCAACAAUUAUUUGGAUCAAAUGAAAGACUUUCACUUAAUCAAGUCUAUCAAAUAAUUAAUGAAUUAAUAGCUAUACCAACAGUUAAAAAACAAGUUGAUAGUAUUAAGAGAAGUCGUCAAUUAAAAAUGCAAGAAAAUGAAUGUAUUAUACCAACAAAUUCAAUCAAAAACAGAAUAUUUGUUUGA
Molecule: messenger RNA, 3411 nt
Organism: Rotaria sp. Silwood1
Lineage: Eukaryota; Metazoa; Rotifera; Eurotatoria; Philodinida; Philodinidae
Source: the annotation of a GenBank genome assembly